Molecule: messenger RNA, 1095 nt
Organism: Limanda limanda (common dab)
Lineage: Eukaryota; Metazoa; Chordata; Actinopteri; Pleuronectiformes; Pleuronectidae
Exons: 7
Coding region: 1-1065 (354 amino acids)
Biological process (GO): inflammatory response; positive regulation of gene expression; immune response
Molecular function (GO): cytokine activity
Source: RefSeq, a predicted model, not a curated record
AUGGAUCAGACUGACUCUUCUGUGAAUGGAGGUGUGCUCAUCGUCCACCAGCUCAAUGAAGGAAAGCACCAGUAUAAUGUGGAAAACGUCUACAAGAAACAGAUUGGGAAGAAAAUGUUUGUCAGGAGAGGGGACAGGCUGAUGCAGAUCAACGGUAUGGACCUGCAGGAUCUCCCACCGGAGGAGUUGGCAGGGAUGUUAGCGGAGGGGAAUCCGAUCCUGAUGGUGCAUGAGCAGAAGAAGAAGAAGAAGCACGAGGAGCUGCCGUCCGGCGAUGACAACACUUUUUAUCCAGUUUCUAAGGAAUCCAGAAUGCUCAGUUUCUGCAUGGAGAUGAGGAGGGAGGAGGAGAAUGAAGUGGUAGAAGAAAGUGAGAAAGGGUGUCCAGAGGAGAAUGCUGGUCAAGGUGAAAGUGAGGAGAACGGGGAGAAGAGGGACAUGCUCAUCGUUACCAUGACAAAAACCAGCAUCUCCGUAGUGGCAGGGCGGGGGUGCAGCUCCGUGAGUUCUUGUCAGGGAUGUGAAGGGAAAGGAUGUAACUUCAACGAUGUUGUCAUUGUGUCUGACUCAAGCACAGUGACGCUUGUUCCAAGAGGAGGCAGCAAUUUCAUUGAGGUUCAGUCGUUGAACGCUUCAAUCAAGCAUGUGGCCACCCACAAUUACCUGAGAACCCUGUGCUCACACAAAUCCCUCUACGCUUCACCUAAUCCAGAGAAUAUGACGAUCUACUACUACAAGUCAAACGUGACUUUCAGAGGAAUACCAGUGGUUCUAAACAUCACCGGUUCCAGCUGCUUCCUCAGGUGCAACAAGGAGGGAGAGAGAGUGUUUCUACAAGUGGAGACGUGCGAAAAACGCAGUCUGAGUAGGAUUUCCACGACCGAAGAGAACAAACUGUCCUACCUCUUCUACAUGAUUUCUGACUCGACAGCACACACCAAGUUUGAGUCAGCGCUGCACCUGGGAUGGUUCAUCCAAAUCCUCAACCAUGACUCAGCAGUGACAAUGAAAGAAAUGGAUGGAUGCGAGCAGGACCACACAUUUUUCUUUGUUAUUCAGAAAUGAUGGGGACGUCUUUGUCUUCCCAGUCAAGUA